AUGAAUAUUUCGUGUACAACUGUGCCUCGUUCGAAUCGCCAUCAUCAACAGCAGCCAGCAGCUCUAUUUGGAACGUCUGGUUCUGUAUCUGCUCCACCAACUCCUCGAAGUCGGCAAGAGGGUUCCCGGCGUCCUGCUCGUCGUCCGGUUUCAUAUACCCCAAAGACUAGCGGAAGCCCAUGCUAUGCUGGUUCGAAAUUCAGUGAUUCACCGACAGCUCGCUCCAUCCCUCUACCACCAACGGAAUGGAUUUGUGAAGCAUACACUGCGAAUUCGGACACUAGCUCGAUGAGCAGUGGUUCGAUAGGACUUCCAAGUGACAUGGAGACGAGUUCAGUUUGUUCGAGUGCACCAUCAUUGAGUGAUGUUGGAGAGGUGUCAAUUAUUCCAACGACACCGAAAAAAUCCUCUCUACGUCCGCCAUCUGGCAUGCGUGUGCAUCCUCUCCGUCUCAUUGCUGCUGUAGCUGCAUUGAAGGUGUGA
Molecule: messenger RNA, 483 nt
Organism: Cooperia oncophora
Lineage: Eukaryota; Metazoa; Nematoda; Chromadorea; Rhabditida; Trichostrongylidae
Source: the annotation of a GenBank genome assembly